Messenger RNA from Lutra lutra (Eurasian river otter), 3136 nucleotides. It is a transcript of the gene GET4, whose product is annotated as guided entry of tail-anchored proteins factor 4. Gene Ontology annotation, biological process: protein insertion into ER membrane. Gene Ontology annotation, molecular function: protein binding. Bases 122 to 1036 code for a protein of 304 amino acids. The record is from RefSeq and is a predicted model, not a curated record. NCBI's taxonomy places the organism in Eukaryota, Metazoa, Chordata, Mammalia, Carnivora, Mustelidae. Gene Ontology annotation, cellular component: BAT3 complex; cytosol. The transcript has 9 exons.
AGCUGCGCGCGGCUCCUCGCGGGCCACCGUAGAGGGCGUCUGGCGGCCGCCGGGACGGAAGCCGAGAGGCGCUGCCGACCGCGCCUGCGACAGCGUCAGCCCUGCGCGGAGCGCCGGCCUGAUGGCGGCGGCGGCGGCGAUGGCCGAGCAGGAGAGCGCACGGAACGGCGCCCGGAACCGCGGCGGUGUCCAGCGCGUGGAGGGCAAGUUGCGCGCCAGCGUCGAGAAGGGCGACUACUAUGAGGCGCACCAGAUGUACCGGACCCUGUUCUUCAGGUACAUGUCACAGAACAAGCACACAGAGGCGCGGGAGCUCAUGUGCUCGGGGGCGCUGCUGUUCUUCAGCCACGGCCAGCAAAACAGUGCUGCGGACUUGUCCAUGCUGGUGUUAGAGUCGCUGGAGAAGGCGGAAGUCGAGGUGGCGGAUGAGCUGCUGGAAAAUCUGGCCAAACUGUUCAGUUUGAUGGACCCCAAUUCCCCAGAGCGAGUGGCUUUUGUGUCUCGAGCCCUGAAGUGGUCCAGUGGAGGAUCUGGGAAGCUGGGCCACCCCCGGCUCCACCAGCUGCUGGCCCUCACGCUGUGGAAAGAGCAGAACUAUUGUGAGUCCCGGUACCACUUCCUGCACUCUGCGGACGGCGAGGGCUGUGCCCACAUGCUGGUGGAGUACUCGACCUCCAGGGGCUUCCGCAGCGAGGUGGACAUGUUCGUGGCCCAGGCCGUGCUGCAGUUUCUCUGUUUAAAGAACAAAAGCAGCGCGUCAGUGGUGUUCACGACGUACACACAGAAGCACCCAUCCAUCGAGCACGGCCCUCCGUUCGUGCAGCCUCUGCUCAACUUUAUCUGGUUCUUGUUGCUGGCUGUGGACGGGGGCAAACUGACAGUGUUCACAGUGCUGUGCGAGCAGUACCAGCCGUCCCUGCGGCGGGACCCGAUGUACAACGAGUACCUCGACAGGAUAGGACAGCUGUUCUUCGGCGUGCCGCCCAAGCAGACGUCUUCCUACGGGGGCUUGCUAGAUUGUUCAUUGUUGGCGUAAAGAAACGCAGCGUGUUUUCACGUGCUGACUUUGUGCCCCCUUCCUUUGCCGGACUCCCUUACUCCGACAGCUCCUUCCUGGAGUGUUCGGGUUCUCUGCAUAUGAGACCAUGUCCUACGCAGACAGAUCGUGUUGCUCCUUCCUUUCCGCUGUAGAUGCCUCUUCCUUCGUUCUCAUGCCCAGUGGCCCCGGCCGGAGUGUCCAGGACUGUAUGGGAUGGAGGUGGUGAGGGCGGGCGCCCUCCCCUCGUUCCUGCUCCCCAAGGAGGAGCUCUCAGUCCUUCACCGUCGAGGAUCACAUUGGCCGGGGGGUUUUCCGAGACGGCGGUCAGUGUGUGGAGGUCGCGCCUCCUGUUCCCAGUUUGCUGAGUGCUUGUACGCGAGCGUCGGGUUUAGUCCAGCGCUAUUGCUGCAUUAGUAGAGAUGGACGACCGUGUGGGCUUCCCCUCGUGCUGGCGUGGGGCAUCACACUGGCGGGUUUUCAGGGGGGCCCUCCGUGCGUUCCACGAGUAAAGCUGCUCAUUGUGGUGUGUCAUCCUCAUUGUGCUGCUGAGUCCGCUUUCCAGAGGUCCAUUGAGGGUGUAGCCUCCACGUUCACAGGGGUCACUGGUCUGUGAUUUUUCUCGUAGCAUCUCUGAGGUUCUGCUGGCCGUGUUGGAUGAAUUGGGAAGUGCUCCCUCCCCUUCGAUUGUUUUGGAAAAGUUUGGGAAGGACGGUGUUGGUCAUUAAGUAGAACUCACCAGGAAAGCCGUCAGGGCGUGGCUGUUCUUUGUUGGGAAGUUUUGAUGAUGGAUCCAGUCUCCUUACUGGUUCAGAGGCCCAUUUGGACGGUCACUUCUUUGUGACUUGGUCCUGGUGGGUGUUGGAGGCCAGGCCUCCGCCCCGUGUCUGCCUUGCCUGGCGACAUGGUCUGGCCUUCCCCGAGGUCUCGUGCAGACUUCUUCCUUUCACCAGCCAGAGGCCGGUUUAGUUCUUUUGAACGUGGCUUUUCAGAGCCUGAAUGUGGUGGUAUUUUUGAGUUGAUCGUGUUUCCCGGAGUUCAUCGUUCACCCACACGCACCUAGUCCCACCUAGACAGCCCCGGAGAGGGUUCCUGCGGCCCGACAACACGGAGGCUUCCCUCCUCAGCUUCCUGCUGGGGAGACAUUGCGGAGUCACAGGUGGCUGGUCUGUGCAAGGGGCACACAUCCCCCACCCAGAUGCCAGCAUGCUCCUGCCAGAGUGGAGGCAGCCCCAGGUGAUGGGGGCGAGGCAGGGGUUGCUGGUCCCACCAGGCUCCGUGAUGCCCCCCCUCUUAGAUCCAGGCGGCACCCUGCCCCAGGGGCCCUGCAGGGCUGGCCUGGGUGGGAUUUGUGUCCUUGGAGCCAAACUACGCUCUGUGGAAAGGUCUUUGGUCUGAGAUGAUUUUGAAAGUCGUUGGUGGCUGUUGGACCUUGUGUGGCAGGUGCUUCAGCCCCGUGCGGGCCUGGCCGGGGCCGUGUGUCUGAACUGGGCUGCUAUUGCUGUGUCACCGCUGUCGCCCCUCACACAGGGGUGCCGACGCCGGUGCCCAUUCAUUUCCCACUGGAACCUCCGCCUCGCCCCUCCCAGUGCCCGGGCCGCGAGUGGCGUGUUCGUUGGACCCAAUUUCAUGGGCCUGAGUUUGUGCAGACGACCUUGCUCAUGUUUCUCUUUGUUUCUUUUCAUGGUGAUUUGGCUUCGGGGGACUUUCUGAUCUCCUGAGUUCGUAUUGAAUCGUUGUCCUUUGACUAAAAAUUAGAUAAUUGUCAGUGGUGGCAGCCCCACCAUUUCCACCUGGGUGCACGUCCUAACCUCUCCGUGAACCCGUGAUGCACACGCGCGUGCCCGCUUAGCAGUGGCCUCCCCGGGACGGGGUUCUGAGGACGAUUCUCCAGGGCUGUCCGGCAGCCGGGUUGUAUCCCACGGGUAGGCACUCAGGGUCUUUCCCCAGCUGCCAGGUCCUUGCAGGCACGCUGAGCACUCCCUGGGACUCAUGCCAUCCCAGCCCGGGAAUGCGGCAGCUUGGCAGGUGGGGUUCCCCAGGCAGCCAGGGGUGCCGAGCACAUGCAGCUGCUGUGCCCCUGACGGCACCUGCGUUUGC